CAGCAUCACUCGUGGUGGUUUCGCGCGCGCAUACCCCGCCAAGGUGCGACUAACUUUUCGAGAAACGACGAAAGAAUCCGUUCCUUUGAACACGCGUCUCCAUCCCUCGCGACGUCUUUGAACGAUCCACGGAAAAAGUGUCGUCUGUUGCUGUCAGUUCCAUCGCGACGUCGUGAUGCGAACACGGGACCGUCCGGCGAACGCGUGCACCGACAGCGUGCGAGGAUUCUCGAUGACGUGAAAGGUUGGAAAAACAAUGGGAAACUCUGGCGAACACCGUCGAACAUCAUCGAGGAAAGGAUCGCGAUCGCGUUCACCGACCCACUGGCACGCGUUCACCCUGGAAAGCCUCGAAGCGUGCAACGGGACCUUCCUUCAAAACGAAAACUCGCUGGCCACCGUUCCUCUGUAAACAGGAUUCCCAGCCCGCGGCUCUGUUUACCAAGUCCUUUUACCGGUGAAUCGUCGCUCGAAAGACUCCGAAAGAAUCGCGUCUCCUUUGUGUCGUCGCGUUCUCUUAGUUCUCGAUUGAAAGACACCAAAGGUGUUUCUCCUCGCGCGGUGCACCGUGCCUCUUCACGAUCGUUUCUGCCCGAGAGACUCCACCGGAAGCGUUAUAGCUCUUGUGUGAACGUGGAUCUCGAGGAUCUCGGGCGAUUGAAAGACUUCGAGAGGUGUUUCUCGAUUUCGGGAACUGUGUUCUUUAGGAAUCAUGCUUGUUUGAAAGACAAGCUCGUCAGGACCGCGUUUUUCCUCUGUGUUGCGCAGUGUUCCUCGCGGACAAAGGACUCUCUUUAAUACAUUCCAGCGGGAAAGUGUUUUCCUUGUGUCGCACGGCGUGUUCUCCAGGAUCUAGGUCGAUCUAGGUCGUUUUUCUUCUCUCCUUGGAACCGGAAGAGGGCCCAGCAGGUUUGCCAGAGAGGUGUUUACUCCUUUGUGUUCCUCAAGAACCACUCUUUCCCUGACACCGUGUCCCAAAAUCGAAAAAUUCCGGUAACCAGAAAGGUUCUCCCUUGUGUCGUGUACCUACGAGACAGCGAUCAGUGUCGCCGAUCGAAAAGGUGAUCCUCUUUCUGUGAAACGUAAACGUCACCGCGAUCCUCCCGCGACAGUGUGUGCCGUGCAUCGGAAAGUACUCGGAGCCGAUGGGAGGCUGCAUACGUCGGAUCGCAGGGAUGAUCAGUGCCUGGAGAACACUCGACGCGCUCGGUUGCUGAAUUUCCAGCGAAUACCUCGUCCCAUCGAGCCAGUACCCGACGAACAUCGCCGCGUAAUCGCGGCAGGAACGUGCGACGCGGUGUUCCAGGCCUCCGGAGUUGGGCGCAUCAUGCUCCGCUGCUCGAAAGCGCCACUCGAACCUUGAGAUCCGCGGUAUCGAUCCGCCGAUCGCCGAUAAAUACACUGGUCAAGCUUGUGCGUGACAGGUGCGCGUAAAAACGCGUCGAGAAGGAACAAAGAAAUUGCGACUGUUGAGCAGGGAAGAAAUUGCACUGCCAUUGAUCAACGAUAAUUGCAAGGAGUCGAGGAUUUUUAGUUACACUUUUGGGGACGCAGCAGGUUCUGCAUAAUACUAGCAUUGAUUAAUUGUUGUAAGGCCGGGAGGAGAGAACGAGGCAGAGGACAGUGGAACGGAGUUAAGGAUUUGUCAUAAAGCAGGAGGUGAAAGGCUCAGGACACUGGGACAGGAUUAGGAAUUUUGAAUCCUGGUUUUUAAAUCAGGUUCUGUUUCAAUUAAAUAAUUGUUACGAGGCCUGAAGGACAGUGGAACGGAGUUGAAGAUUUUGAGUUCCACUUUUGGAGACACUUUAUAGGUCCUGAUACUAAUUGUUUGUCAUAAGCAGGAAGAGAGAAGGAUCAGGACAGUGGGACAGAGUUAGGAAUUUUGAAUCCUACUUUUCAAAACUGUAGAUUCUGCAUGCCGCCAUUAAUUAAUUGCCAUUAGACUAGUGUGAGGAGAAAGAGGAUAGUGGAACACAGUUUUUGAGUUUCACUUUUGAAGACACUGACACGAAACACUAGAAGACAGUUAAUGACGUCGAAUCGCACUUUUGUAUCCCAAAAUAAUUACCAACUAUUAAUUCUCACGAAGGAAAGAAGAGAAGAAGCAUAAAGGAUAAGAAAUUCCGCGUUUGAAGCCAGAUUCCGCAUAUCGGUGAAUAUUUAACAGCGAUUACAUUGGCAAGGACAGCCAGGUGGAGAAAAAGGAACACAGGGGAACGAAAUUAAAGCGCGCGAGUCGCUCGCCGAGGCGCGAAUGAUUUGUAGGUCGGAUAUUUCGAAAAUUGCGGCCGCCGGCUGCCAGAGGAAGUUUCCGAGAGCGAUUCCAAGAGGGACGGGAUCGAUCGGGGAAUCGAACGUGGUCUUUCCGUUUCCCUCUUCCAGUCUGUGCCCUCACACGCGGGCCCUCGUCGCGAGCGAGCAGUAAUUACACGCCGUGUCGAGAAGUUACUGCCGUCGACCCUCCUACCUUGGUGCACGUGAGGCUCUCGGAAGUGUACAGUUCUUAAAAUCUGCAUUUUAUAAUAUCUCACUUCUCGGUAUAAAUACACUACGUGGUUCAAACCGUAGGAGAGCGAGGAAAAAUAGGAGGCGGAAAGUAAAAGGAGGAGGUAUUUAAAAUUCAAUCGAGGUGGGUGCAAUUAUGAUAUAAGGCAGGUUUGGUGCGAAAAAAAAUUGUUUGAAUAGAUUCAUUAGUCAUUUGGUGGAGCAUGCAGUGAUUUUAAACACCUUUAUUGAGAUAUUGAAUCUUGGGGAUCUCUUCGAAUGUUGAUGCAGGGGAAGAUUGAAUAAUUAUAUUCAAAAGAUUUGGAGAUAUCAAGGCAGGUCCUGGAAACCUUCAUCUGAAUAUUAAGUAUUAAGGAUAUUAAGGAUCCUGCUCCAAGUCUUCGAAUACGAAUUCUGAUCCAAGAAAAAAUUUAGAAAUAUCAAGGCAAUUAUAUUUUGCCGAGGAUGCAGUGAUGUAAAAAGUCCUAGAAACCUUCAUCUGAAUAUUAAAUAUUAAGGAUAUUAAGAAUCUCAAAUUCGAUAGGGGUGCGAAAGUACAAUCCUGCUCCAAGUCUUCGAGUACGAACUCUGAUCCGAGAAAAAAUUUGGAGAUAUCAGGGCAGUGAAAGAGUACAGGUCCUGGAAAUCUUCAUCUGAAUAUUAAUUGUCAAGGAUAUUAAGGAUCACAAAUUCGAUAGGGAUGCGAAAUCCUGCUCCAAGUGCUCGAGUACGAACUCUCCAAUAAAAAAUUUGCGCGAACGUGUCGAAGUCAAUUGCAGAUACGCCCCGGCAGUGCACUUUACUUCUCUAAGAAUAUAUGCAGCGGUGUGAAGAGGGUAUUCAAGCACUUCCACCGGGAUAUUGAAUUUCGAGGAAUCGAGUGUCACGAUUCGUUUGCCAACGAAGGUUCCUUCGUAGUCGCGUGAGAUAUACAUCUUCGUCCGAGUUCCGGGUCGACAGAACGGUCCCGCGGAACCGGAACGGGCUGUGAAAGUGCGUGCAGAUUACGCGACAUAGACGAGAUCGAUCGGCCGCGAGGAGUGGCCGCCGAGAGUUCCUCGGGAGUGAUAAAUAAAAGGUGCGCCCUGUCGAGGACGAAGAAUCGUAACCGGGAGUGAAACCGAGCCUGGGUGCUCGCCGUUUUCCGAUCCAUCCGCGAGAACUACUCGUUUCGUAUUUCAUUGUCUUCCCUCCCGCGCAAGCCAGUGUUUCGCGUCAAAGGCGAUUCACGCCGCUCCCGAUUCCGCGUUUGCACGGCCGCAAGACAGAAAAAACCCGAUCUACGCGAAGGAGUUCCAUGGAAUAGCGACGCAACAAUGAUCAGGAUGAAGUUUUUUCGACUUGUUCUGGCACUCCUAGGAGGCACCCAUGUUCUGUGCGCGCAACCCUCAGCUUUGCCUACAGUGAGGAGCUUCGGUGGUUCCAGCCUGGCGAGCGUGGUCGCCGGAAGCAUGCCGACGAAAUCUUUCAAUAAACCUUACUUCGAAGACUUCUCGCCGCGAAACGUCACCGCCAUCGUUGGACAAACAGCGGAAUUGAAUUGCUUCGUAAAGGAUCCUGGGGACAGAGUGGUGUCCUGGAUACGUAAAAGGGAUUUACACAUACUCACCUCGUCCAUCUACGCGUACACGGGAGACGAAAGAUUUUCCGUGAAGCACCCGGAAACAUCCAACGAAUGGACGUUGAAGAUCGCUUACGUCCAGGAACGUGACGCCGGGGUUUACGAAUGCCAGGUUAACACCGAGCCCAAAAUGAAUUUAGCCUUCGUGUUGAGAGUCGAAGCCGCUCAGGCGAGAAUCCUCGGUCCGGAAGACGUCUACGUGAAGAAGGGCAGCACGAUAAGCCUCACGUGCACCGUUAAUGUGCAAAGACCACCGCCCAGCAGCGUUUCGUGGCAUCACGGAGGGGCCGUGGUGGAUUUCGACAGUCCCAGCGUUCACCGCAGGGGCGGGGUUUCCUUGGAGACGGAGAAGACGGAAAACGGAACGACGAGCAAACUCCUGGUGACACAAGCCAGAUUGACCGACAGCGGAAAUUACACCUGCAUUCCCAGCAACGCGAAUCCAGCCAGCGUGACGGUCCACGUGCUGAAUGGCGAGCAUCCAGCGGCCAUGCAACACGGCGGAAGCUGCGGCGUGACGCCCACCAUACUCCUGGCGACCGUGACGCUCUUAAUCGCGAACCUGCUAAGGACGACGAUAUGCUUGAUCCCAUCGCUAGCGAGAUGUAUAACCCCAGGCGCAAAGAAGUACGGAACGCAAGAAGAAAUAGAGCAGAGAAAAAAGGGGAUGAACGGAAGGAUGUUGGAUUGGCUCCCAUAUACGGAGGAAUCCCGCGAAUUGGGGCUAUUGAGUGCGGCACAGCGAACGAAUGUUACGUACAGGCGGUUCGCGCACCUUCCUCGAGCACUUGUACCCGAAAGGGUCGUCCAGGAAUACCCAACCCUUUAUCGUUAUUGCACGUCCACCGACAGGAGACGACGGAGGGGCCGACCGCUGAGUUUGCCGCGUGUUUCCUGGCAGUUCGUCAUUUUUAGCGGUCGGCCCUCGCUCGACGAGGUAUUAAAUUAUACUUCACAUCGUGAUUAACGGCUCUAGGAUGUAUUAUUAAACCCGAGGACGCCCCUGCGACGUGGAAUCCUUGCUGGACAAGAUCGUCCCAACCCCCUUGUAGCCACUUUUCCUUGGAUGUUCUUCUCGAAGGGAGCGGGCUAUGAAAUUGCUCCGAAAUAAAGUAUUUCAGGUAAUUCGUCACGUUUUUAUUAAUGUUAGUUAGCAGAAAGGGAGAUGCUAUGAGAAGUACAUAAUUUUGAUGUGAGGGGAGUGGUAAGGAAAAUUUUAAAAAUAAUUUAAAUUGUUUGAAUUCGCAUUUAAAUUAACAUAUUAACAUUCGAACAUUAACAUUUACACAUUAAAUUCACAUUUUAAUUAACACGUUUGUUUACAUUCAUAAGGAGAGGGUAUUUGUUCAUUUGCCUUGAGUUGGAGUUAAUUUAAUUAAUUUACCUUGUGCCUAGCGGCUCC
Molecule: messenger RNA, 5507 nt
Organism: Hylaeus volcanicus
Lineage: Eukaryota; Metazoa; Arthropoda; Insecta; Hymenoptera; Colletidae
Product: zwei Ig domain protein zig-8-like
Exons: 8
Coding region: 3801-5072 (423 amino acids)
Biological process (GO): synapse organization
Cellular component (GO): neuron projection membrane
Source: RefSeq, a predicted model, not a curated record